GGCGGGGCUCCCCGAGCAGCAGCAGGCCCAGCCCGGCCCGGCGUUUUUCAAGAUGGCGGCGGCCGUAGAGCCGGAGCCGCAGCCCCUGAGCCUGGAGCUGCUGCCCACCGACCCGCUGCUGCUCAUCCUGAGCUUCCUGGACUACAGGGACCUCCUGAGCUGCUGCUAUGUAAGUCGAAGAUUUAACCAGCUAUCAAGUCAUGAUCCAUUGUGGAAAAGACACUGCAAGAAAUACUGGCUUUUAUCUGAGACAGAGAAGACUCGGAGAAAGCAGAGCUGGAAGGCUAUCUUUAUAAGUAUUUACUCUGAUUUAGGAAGGUAUAUUCAAUAUUAUGCUACACUUAAAAAAGCAUGGGAUGAUAUAGAGAGAUACUUGGGACAGCGGUGUCCCCGGAUGAUUGGUUCUUUGAAAGAUAGUGUGCAGGAGGAAGACCUAGAUGCUGUGGAAGCACAAAUAGGUUGCAAACUCCCUGAUGAUUAUCGGUGUUCAUUUCGUAUUCAUAAUGGACAGAAACUAGUUGUUCCUGGGUUGAUGGGAAGUAUGGCACUAUCCAAUCACUAUCGUUCAGAAGAUUUAUUGGAUAUUGACACAGCAGCUGGGGGAUUUCAACAGCGUCUUGGUUUGAAACAAUGUCUUCCUUUAACCUUUUGCAUUCACACUGGCCUGAGUCAAUACAUGGCACUGGAAAGUGUGGAGGGUCGUAAUAAAUAUGAGAUCUUCUACCAAUGUCCAGAUCAGAUGGCCCGUAAUCCAUCUGCUAUUGAUAUGUUCAUUACAGGUACUUCUUAUUUGGAGUGGUUCACAUCUUAUGUAAACAAUGUCGUAACAGGCGGCUAUCCCAUCAUCAGGGACCAGAUUUUCAGGUAUGUUCAUGAUAAGGAGUGUGUGGCCACAACAGGAGAUAUUACUGUUUCAGUCUCCACAUCUUUUCUACCUGAACUCAGUUCUGUACAUCCACCACAUUACUUCUUCACUUACAGAAUCAGAAUUGAGAUGUCCAAAGAUGCUCUUCCUGAAAAGGCUUGUCAGUUGGACAGUCGGUACUGGAGAAUAACCAAUGCCAAAGGUGAUGUAGAAGAAGUUCAGGGUCCUGGAGUCGUUGGAGAAUUUCCAAUAAUCAGCCCAGGUAGAGUUUAUGAAUAUACCAGCUGUACUACCUUCUCCACUACUUCAGGAUACAUGGAAGGAUACUAUACCUUCCAUUGUCUCUACUAUAAGGACAAGUUCUUUAACGUCAUAAUUCCCAGAUUUCAUAUGGUGUGCCCAACAUUCAAGGUGUCUACAGCACGCAUGGAAACUAAUCAUAAUGAAUAUGCUAUGGAUGAAGAUGAAGACUCAACAGACACUGAUGAAUAUGAAGACAGACGUAGAGUCUUGGAUAUUCCUGCCCCUUCUGGACGCUGUCCACGUCAUACCUGAUCGAACUUCUUUAAAAAAAAAAAUAAAUAAAUAAAUAAAAAACUGUUGGUCAGAGAAGAAGUUUAACUUCCUGAGGCUACUACGUAAGACAGCUUCUGAAUAUUGUAAAUGAAUUGUUUCUUUUCCACAGCAGGACAACUAGCAUGAAUACUGGUGCCAGUUCUAACUUUCAUCUGAUUGGAUUAUAGGGAUUUUUUUUGAAGGGUAGGGGGAGGAUUUUGUGUGCACUUUUUUUCCAAAGUGCAAAACCGCUUGACAGUCUGAGGUAAUCAUAUCUUACAUUUUUAAACUAUUUCCUAUUUAUGAUCAUAUUACAGACAUGGUAUGGGGAUUUGUUUUUAUACAAGCAUUUAAAACUUAGCAACAGACAGAGAAGUUUGCAAAAAGGUAUAUAAUGGCCUUUCACACUGACUUCCAAUUGUUAAUUUCUGCUAUGAAUGAAUGAAAUUUGCAGUUAGGCCUAUGUAACCCCAUUGGGUUGGAUCAGGUGCUCAUGUACAUUUUAUAUUAAUAUACAGAUAGCAUAAAAUUCUGGUGACUGAGUGCGUAAGUUUGAAAUGAAACAAACUUUAUUUUUCCAGACAAUCUGUCUUUCAACUUACUUUAUAAUAAAUAUCUGAUGAUGAUCACAGAUACAUGCCUUUUGGGAUGUAGUAUAAUUCAUAAUCUGUUUACUAACAAGCAAUUUCUGACUUAUUACAUAGUAUAAAUUUGUAAAUACUGUUUCUGAGUUUUUCCUUUAUAUGCUGUUUGCUAUCUGACUUUGUGGUAAGUGACACAAAUUUUAUGUGUAAGACUAAGUAUUAUCAUAUGUUUUCCUGAAUCCUAUAUGGAUUUUUGUAAUUAUGCUUGAUUCACAAUUGGGGCUUAGCAGUACACAGAUGUCUAAAAGCCUUAUAUUUAAAGAAACAUUUGUUUGUUCUAUCAUUUUAUUUUGUUUCCACUGCUAUUAAAAUAAAUAUAUUGCCUCCAUUGUUCUAAAUGUUACUUGGAACUAUUCCUCUUGCUAAGAGUAGAGCAAGGAAUUAAAAGUUGCAACUGAUGUCA
Messenger RNA from Trachemys scripta elegans, 2467 nucleotides. It is a transcript of the gene FBXO3, whose product is annotated as F-box protein 3. NCBI's taxonomy places the organism in Eukaryota, Metazoa, Chordata, Testudines, Emydidae. Gene Ontology annotation, molecular function: protein binding. The record is from RefSeq and is a predicted model, not a curated record. The transcript has 11 exons. Bases 53 to 1420 code for a protein of 455 amino acids.